This is a messenger RNA of Thelazia callipaeda (thelaziosis nematode), 420 nucleotides long. Lineage: Eukaryota; Metazoa; Nematoda; Chromadorea; Rhabditida; Thelaziidae. The record is from the annotation of a GenBank genome assembly.
AUGAAAGAAGACUUAAUUAAUCACUUCACUAAUCUAAGCCGAAAAAGGGAGAAAGAAAUAUCUAAAGAAUGCUCACAGUCUCUGAAUAAAGCUUACAAAACGCUAAUAGUACCUUUGGAUCGGGCCAAAUAUAUGCUCACUUUAAAGGGAGAACGAAUCAGUGAUGGAGAUACCGUGAGUAACACUGAUUUUUUAAUGGAAAUGAUGGAAAUCAAUGAACAGAUAAUUACGACGGACAAUCCUAUAGAACUAACAAUUCUGUCAAAUGAAGUGGAAAAAAAAAUUUAUAUGCUCGAAAAUGAAUUCAAGAAUAAUAUUGAAAGUAAUAAAUUCGAACAAGCAAAACAAGAUGUCCUGAAAUUAACAUUCUACUGUCGUUUAAAAGUUAGUAUAUCGAAUAGGAUUCAGAGUGAGAAGUAA